AUGAAAGAUUCCGUGGAAUCAAGCAUCAUAAAAAUAUUGAAAGAAAAUGCAAUUACCGAUGAAAAUUUACUUGAUCUCACCCCAGAGCUCAUCAGAGAAAUGAUACCUCAAAUUGGAUUAAGACUCGAAUUCUUAAAGAAGUGGACAGCAGUAUUUAAAAAAGAGAAAACACGUACUGUAGAAUUAUUUUAUUAUUUUAGGUUGAGAAAUGAAGAUUUCUUAUACAUAGCAGAAGAAAUAGUAAAACUUUUUCCCACCGAAGCUACAACUACGUACUAUAUUCCACCAAUUCCGAAAAAAUUAUCGCGAGUUGGGAAAUCUGUAAUUUCACGUGGCAAAUUAGUAGACAAGUAUCGGAAUAAAAUACGCGCCUUGAAACUUAUUGAUGAGUGGAAGCCAUUAGGUGAUCGACAGGAUUAUAAAACUGAAAGUUCGGAUUCAUCCUCUGAUGAAGGUAGCCUAUACUGGCCCAUUCUCAAACAUCCAAAUGCAUACACAUUAAUCGAAGAGGAUUAUUCUUAUUUAAAAUUACCAACGCAAGAAUUAACAUUGGAAAGUUGGAGAACUUUUUUUAAGAAAAUUUUAGCUGUUCGGCCACCGAAGAAGGAUGAUGGCAACGCACAAGCUUUACUGGAGUUGAUUCAAUGCACAUUAAACGACAAUGCAAAAAUUGUUCAACAAUUGAAACUUCUCCCACAUCUACUUCCACCUAAAAGCCGAAUUCGCUUAAAAAAGAAUCAAUGGAAACCAUCGAUACCCGAAUUAUGGAUAAUAAGAUUACUAAUAUUACUAAGAAGAUUACCUCCAUACUAUAAUAUAAUUUUUUUGCAGUUAAUAGCAGACAUCACGAAAGUACAAGAAGAAAGGAGAAAAACAGCCGCAAGUUUAGGAAUUACAUUGCAGCCUUUCAUCAUCGCUGUCGGUCCAUCCAAUGCGGAUAUUUCUGAUAUUUUUAUAUCAGUUGAUGACACCUUGUACAAGGUACCGUCAACCAUACAAGCUAUAGAUUUAUGUUAUAAAAUCUUUCAAGUCUUUGAUAUUAAAUACCCGAUCGAAAGCACUCAUAUAUGGUUGCUAUUUCAAAGAGUUUUAUAUAGUUACGAAAAUUGUUUCGAUAAAAUGACUCCAAAUAUAACAGAAGCAAUAAGUGAUAUGAUGGCAUUUCAAGAUAAAGACACAUAGACGCCAACAAAUUCUUUCCAUUGUUUUAUUUCAUUUUUUAAUCAAAACAAGUUUGUGUUCAUUGCUUUAUUCCAAUUUUUAGUUUUUGAAGAGGAUAAUAUAAUAUAAAAGAACUUCCAUGUGAUUAAAAAUUUUAUUUUUUGUCAUUUCGUUACAAUUUUGAGUUUAUUGGGAAGAACUUAU
This is a messenger RNA of Vollenhovia emeryi, 1365 nucleotides long. RefSeq lists its product as uncharacterized. Bases 1 to 1182 code for a protein of 393 amino acids. The transcript has 6 exons. Lineage: Eukaryota; Metazoa; Arthropoda; Insecta; Hymenoptera; Formicidae. The record is from RefSeq and is a predicted model, not a curated record.